Messenger RNA from Dibothriocephalus latus, 165 nucleotides. The record is from the annotation of a GenBank genome assembly. NCBI's taxonomy places the organism in Eukaryota, Metazoa, Platyhelminthes, Cestoda, Diphyllobothriidea, Diphyllobothriidae.
CCCUAUGGAGUGUAUCUGCUGCCACCGAUUGAAACAAAGGGUCUAACGGAAGAUCAGGCGGGUGAAUUGAUGGAUAAAACGUACGCUGCCAUGAAGUCGCUUUUCGACCUAACUGCUGCCGCCUCUCCCGAAGAACUCGGCUCCGAUCUGAGGAAGAAGCUGUAG